Molecule: messenger RNA, 1469 nt
Organism: Kockovaella imperatae
Lineage: Eukaryota; Fungi; Basidiomycota; Tremellomycetes; Tremellales; Cuniculitremaceae
Product: argininosuccinate synthase
Exons: 6
Coding region: 161-1390 (409 amino acids)
Biological process (GO): L-arginine biosynthetic process; urea cycle
Cellular component (GO): cytoplasm
Molecular function (GO): argininosuccinate synthase activity; ATP binding
Source: RefSeq, a predicted model, not a curated record
UCGAAACCUCUCACGAGCUAUUAGAGUCGUUGCAGCCGGAUCGAGUGAGGAAAGGAUUGAGCCGAUGCGAAAUUGAAGCUUUUUCUUCCUUGGAUGUCUGAUCCCUUUUCUCUACUCCACACUACCUUUCUGUUCUGUUCCGCUGGCUAAUGAAAAUAGAAUGGCUUCUUCUAAACAGGGCAAAGUCUUGCUCGCCUACUCAGGCGGUCUUGACACAUCAUGCAUCCUUGCUUGGCUCAUUGAGCAGGGCUACGAAGUCGUUGCAUUCAUGGCGGACGUCGGCCAGGAAGAGGAUUUUGAAGCUGCUCGAAGCAAGGCUCUGAAGUGCGGAGCGUCUGGCUUCUUCCUUGAAGACAUGAAGAAGGAGUUCGUCGAAGAGCUCAUUUAUCCCGCCGUUCAAUGCAAUGCCAUUUACGAAAACGUCUACCUUCUCGGUACAUCCCUAGCUCGUCCAGUCAUUGCCCGUGGGAUGAUUGAGGUGGCUUUGAGGGAAAAGUGCGACUUUGUCUCUCACGGAUGCACUGGCAAAGGGAACGAUCAAGUUCGAUUCGAACUCGCAUUCUACGGUCUCGCACCCACUAUCAAAGUCGUUGCCCCAUGGCGAUUGCCAGAAUUCUACAACCGAUUUGCCGGACGAUCCGACCUCCUCGCUUACGCCGCCGAGAAGGGCAUUCCCGUCGUCCAGACCGCUGCGAAACCAUGGUCAACCGACGAGAACCUGUUCCACAUUUCUUACGAAGCUGGUAUCCUGGAGGACCCCAACACCACUCCCCCUGAUGACAUGUGGAAGCUCACCACCUCCCCUCAACGCGCACCAGAAGAGCCUGAACAAGUCCACAUCGAGUUCGCCAAGGGUCUCCCUGUCAAGGUAACCUACCCUGCUUCAGGCAAGACCGUCACGGGAUCUGUUGAAAUUUUCCUUUCUCUCAACGCUCUCGCUCGAAAGCACGGCGUUGGCCGUAUCGACAUUGUCGAGAACCGAUUCAUUGGCGUCAAAUCCCGAGGAUGUUACGAGUCUCCAGCCGGUACCAUCCUGCGAGCCGCACACAUGGACCUCGAAGGCAUGACUUUGGACCGAAACGUUCGAGCUCUCCGAGACCAAUUUAUUACCACCAGCUUUUCUCAAAUCUUGUACAAUGGAUUCUUCUUCUCUCCAGAACGAGAAUUCAUCACCGCUGCCAUUCCCGCCAGUCAAAAGACCGUCAACGGACUCGUCAGGCUCAGCUGCUACAAGGGCAACGUCACGAUUGAAGGACGUGACUCGGAUGAGGGUUUGUACGACGCCAAAUUCUCGUCCAUGGACGAAAUGGGAGGAUUCGAGCCUACCGCCACCACUGGAUUUAUCGAUAUCUCGAGCAUCCGAAUCAAGGCCUGGGCUCGAGCCAAGUGAGUCGAUCAAACGAGAGCGAUUGCUGACAUUGCUCAGCCAUGUGCGUGGUCAAGGAGGAGUCGGCAUCAAGGACGUCUAC